Erigeron canadensis is the source of this 930-nucleotide messenger RNA. Its product is annotated as reticulon-like protein B22. The record is from RefSeq and is a predicted model, not a curated record. NCBI's taxonomy places the organism in Eukaryota, Viridiplantae, Streptophyta, Magnoliopsida, Asterales, Asteraceae. The coding region runs from base 129 to 740 and encodes 203 amino acids. The transcript has 4 exons.
AACAAUUAUUCGGGUCCUAAUUUCUAUUUUCUAAAUUUUCAUUUCUAAAUCAAUACAAUUAUAAAUUAACAAGGCGUGGUCAGAUCACGAUGAAUUAACAACUUCUAUUCCGCUUCAUAACCGCCACCAUGGACGAACUCACCACCACCACAAACGGCACCGGCGCAACCGAAAACGACGACGUAUUAGGAACAACAACAACAAGAAAGAAAAAACUUACAACAAGAAAAGAACUCGGAUCAUUAGUAAUCGGAAAAGGAAAACCGUUAAUUAUCGGAAUGUGCGCCAGUUUAAUCUACUACCACUGCGCCUACCGGAAUUCAAGUAUUAUUUCAUUACUUUCCGACGUAUUCAUCGUCCUUCUUUGCUCUCUCGCCAUUCUCGGCCUCCUUUUCCGUCAAAUGAACAUCCAAGUACCUGUGGAUCCAUUGGAAUGGCAGAUAUCUCAGGAUACUGCAAACAGUCUGUUUGCAUGUUUGGCCAAUACUGUAGGUGCUACUGAAUCUGUUCUUAGGGUUGCUGCAACUGGACAUGACAAACGCUUGUUUCUGAAGGUGGUUGUCAUUCUGUAUGUGCUAUCAGCUUUGGGAAGACUGGUCUCAGGUAUUACUGUUGCUUAUGCUGGCGUGAGCUUGUUAUGUCUGUAUAUUCUUGCUGAAAAUUCAUCAUUGUUUGGCACAUGCUCAUCAAAAUUUUGCUGGAGAAGAGAUAGCCCUAAUGAGGUAACAGAAAGCACAUAGUUUAAAACUCCCUAUAAUUGGGGCGCAUGUUCUGUGAAAUUCAUUUUGUAUUUGUGGCAUUCAAGGAUUCCGGGUAGGUUUGUGUUAGAAAGGCAUCCAACUUCAGAUGUGUCAUUAUGCAAUUCUUUUUUGUUUGUUAGCAGUGAGUGAGAAAUAAAUUUCUUUGGCAAAAUCAUGCCAUGUUGUGUUA